Symbiodinium sp. CCMP2456 is the source of this 1710-nucleotide messenger RNA. NCBI's taxonomy places the organism in Eukaryota, Dinophyceae, Suessiales, Symbiodiniaceae. The record is from the annotation of a GenBank genome assembly.
AUGACCGACCGCGUUGGCGACGAUCUUGGACGCCUGCUUCCGCGGGUGAUUUUCCUUUGGCUCACGUUAGCUUCAUUGACCAGCGGGGCGCCGUCUCCGCCGGAUUUGGUGUGGUCAAAGGUGAUCGCGACGGAGGACGAGGAUGACCGCGUCACCGGACUAGCGGUCAACCGUGAGGGCCAGAUCGCUAUCGUCGGCGUGACCCAGGGAGGGUUGUUCCUCCCCACGCCUGAGUACCAUGACGCGUUUGUCGCGGUCUACGAUGGUAGGGGUGAACUGCAGUGGGGUCGCCAGUUUGGUGAGCGACUUGAGCUUACGACCGCCACCGACGUGGUGUGGACGUCGUACGGCGAUGUGGCGAUGGUGGGAGACGCCUCUUAUCGGAUGACGAUGUCGGCGCCGACGGGCGCCGAGGUGUACGUCCGGUCUUACCGUCCGACGGGAAGCCAUCGCUGGACGUAUCAACUCGGGGGCCCUCAGACCGACAAUGGAGCUGCUCUGGUCGAGUCGCCAACGGGGAUCGCCGUGGCGGGCGACACCUACAGCUCGCUGUUCGGCGCGGCGGCGGGGGGCAACGACGCAUUUCUUGCCGAACUCAGAUCCGGCACGAAUGGGGUCACGAGCCGGUGGGGGGAGCAGGUCGGCACCAGCGAUUGGGACGUGGUGAAUGACAUGGCCUACGGCGCGGGGGCUUACUACGUCGCGGGACUAACGUACGGGGCGUUUGCCGGCCCGGACAACACCUCGACCGACGCGAUGCUCAUCAAGCUCAGUAGCCAAGGGGAGGUGGAAUGGUCUCGCCAAUAUGGCUCGGCGAGCCAACCCCAAGGCGCGCGGGCCGUCGAGACCGACGGGCAAGGUUCGGUUUACAUCGCCGGCUACACGUUCAUUUCGCAGAACUACGCCACCGGUGGAUUGCCGGACGCGUUUCUCACUAAGUAUGACGAGUCCGGGACGCGGAUCUGGGAACGGACGCUCGUCACGCCAGGGAGCGACGAGUUUUAUGGGCUGGACGUGGACGACGCGGGGAAUAUCUACGUCGGUGGAGUGCGGAAUAUGGGGAACCGAACGCCGGUCUCGUCCGACGUGUACGUCGCAAAGUACUCGCCAACCGGCGUGCGGCUUUGGGAGAAGCAGUUCGACUUCGGGAUCAGCGAUAGGAUUUCGAGGAUCGUGGUGGAUGGGAAAGGUGAGCGGAUCUGGAUCGCAGGGACGAUUUACGGAGACGGCGUCUUCGGAACGGAUCAGAAUUCUGACGGCUUUCUCGCUUACCUCGAGACGCCUCUACUGGCGGGUGACUUCGAUGGCAAUGGGAUCGUCAACCAAUCGGACUACAACUUAUGGCGGCAGGAUUUUGGCUCGUCGAACGCAGCGGCCGACGCCAACUCGGACGGAGUGGUGAACGCCGCCGACUACACCGUCUGGCGAGACGCGAUGCAGGCGGCAGGGCUAGGGACCGCUGUCCCGGAACCCACCGCCACGGCGCUGCUGCCGACUUUCGUUUUGGCUUACGCCGGCAUCCGCAAGUUUCUCGGUCAGACGUGGUGGAUCUUCGCCCUCGUGAUGCUGGCGUCGAUUGCGAUGGCGUACUACUCGGGCAUCUGGCUCUAUUACGCCCUGCCGCCGAUCCUUGUGGUCGUCGCGGUUUACAUGGCGUCGGUCCGCUAUGACAGCGACGGCAAUCUGCGAGAAGAGCAGCGGAUGCGUUAA